Aureococcus anophagefferens is the source of this 11962-nucleotide messenger RNA. RefSeq lists its product as hypothetical. Lineage: Eukaryota; Pelagophyceae; Pelagomonadales; Pelagomonadaceae. Gene Ontology annotation, molecular function: histone H3K79 methyltransferase activity; protein binding. The record is from RefSeq and is a predicted model, not a curated record. Bases 1 to 11922 code for a protein of 3973 amino acids. The transcript has 7 exons.
AUGGUCGCCCCCGGCCGCGCCUCGGCGGGGUCGCCGGCGCACUGGCGGAACCCCUUCGGCGCGUGGACGCCGCGCUUCCACGCCCGCGACGAGGACCCGAACGCCUCCCCUCGGGCCUCCGAGGCCGCCGACGGCGCUCCCCCGAAGCUCGUCAUGGAGGGCGGCGCCUACCUCUGGGACGACUCGCCCUGGAGCAGCGCGGACCGCAUCGCGUCGCUCGUCGACGGGGACCCGGGCCGCUGGCGGCGCGUCUGGCUCGAGGUCGUCGUCGACGAGGGCGUCGCGUACUUGUGCGGCUGGCGCUGGCGCGGCGGCCACGAGCUCCCGCGGCGCGUGCCGCCGGACGUCGUCGGCCGCGUCGGGGGCGACGGCUUCGCCGUGCAGAUCCCGGCAAACUUCUCCCGCGAGGACGCGCCGCCGCCCCGGGGCACGGACUCGAGCCGCGACGCCGCGACGCCGCGCGCGUCGCUCUUCGACGACGCGCGGGCGACGACGCGCGCGUCGUCGCGCCUCCCGCCCCUGGGGUCCUACCGCUGCGUCGUGACGACGUCGGCGACGGGGCCCCUCGCGCUCGCCCUGCCGAGCCGCCACGAGCUCGCCGCGUGGACGGACGCGCUCGAGUUCGCGCGGUUGGGCUUCGCGGACGAGCCCGGCGACGACGACGGCGACGUGCGGAGCCGGCGCGGCCUGCUGGACCGCGUGCUCCACAGCCCCUUCGCGCGCUACCAGCUGCGGCGCUUCCUCGAGGACGAGUUCGCGCUGGAGCUCCUCGACUUCUGGGACGCGGUCGAGAACGUCCGGCGCCUCGCGGCCGCGGGCUCGGGCGCGCGCAAGUCCGCGGCGGCGUCGGUCUACGGGCGCUACGUCGAGAAGAACGCGCCGCGGCAGGUGAACAUCUCGGCGUCGCUGCGGGAGCUCACGCGGCGCGAGGUCGAGGGCUGGAGCGCCGAGGCGGCGUCGAAGCUCCGGGCCGCGCGCGGCGACGGCGGCGACGACGGCGAGGCGGCGCGCGACCCGGCCGUCCCGCGCACGCUGCGGUCCCCCAAGGGCUCGCACCACUGCGUCGUCACGGAGCGCCAGUACCGCAAGCUCGAGUGGAUUUUAGGCGCGUCCGAGGCCGCGGUCGCGCUCUCGACGGGCGCGAACGGCCGGCGCCUCAACAAGCUCGAGCAGCUCUUGGGCGGCCGCGAGACGGCGCUCGCCGUCGAGUCCGGCGACCUGUCGAGCAACGCGCCGGCGCCGCGCCGGUCGACGCGCGACCGCUACCGGUCCCUCAAACGCCAGUUCACGCGGACCUUCGCGUCGGCGACGUCGGCGUCGAGCCCGCCCGUGGCCAUGCCGCGCAGCGCGAGCUCCCUCAGCGACGACGACACCGGUGUCGUGAGCUCGCCGCUGGCGCGGUCCGCGAGUUCGACGGCGUCGGGCGCGUCGCCGCCGCGGCGGUCGUCCGUCGGCCUCUGCCGGUCCAUGCUCGUCGGCGAGGCGCGGCCGCGGUCGCGGUCCGCGAGUUCGACGCCGCGGACGCGGAGCCGGAGCCGGACGGCGACGCCCUUCGACGCGGCGCAGGUCGAGAUCUUCAGCUGCCUCGAGAACGACGUCUUCGGGCGCUUCCUCGCGACGGAGCGCGGCGACUUCGCGGAGCGCGUCGUCGCCGCCAUCGGCGCCGCCGACGGCGUGUUGCACAAGGGCAAGCUGCGGCGCGCGCACCCCGGGGCCCUCGUGGGCCCGCACCGCUCCGCGUACUUUGUGCUCGGCCUCCGGAGCCUCGUCUGGUACCGCUGCGAGGGCGACGCGCUGCGGCCGGGCGCGGCGCCGACGAACGAGAUCUGCCUGAGCCGCAUCCUCGCCGCCGACGCCUUCGAGCCGUCCGACGACGACGGCCUCGCGGACGACGACGCGGCCGCGGCGUUCGUGUUACGGGUCGCCGUGCCGAGCCGCGAGCGCGAGGACGCCCACGACGCCGAGGGGUUCGCCGGCGGCGACGCGGGCGACGGCGACGGCGACGCGCCGCCGCGCCGCGUCGAGUGGAAGCGCGCGGACGUCGUCUUCGUCGCCGCGGGCGCGCGCGACCGCGACGGCUGGGUCGGCCUCGUGCGCCGCGCCGCGGAGACCGCGCGCGCGCUGCACGCGGGCCCGGCCCACGAGGACGCCGCGGCGGCCCUGGAGGCGCUCGAGUCCGCGGCGCCGGAGGACGGCGACCUCUUCGCGCCGCGGAGGUCCGACGCGUCGCCCGAGGUCCUCGCGGACCUCGAGGCGUUCUCCGACGACGAGUCCGACUUCGCGUCCGACGACGAGAGCGUGCCCGUCGCGUCGCGGAGGCAGCGAAUGCAGCUCGACCUGCACCAGGCGGCGAAGCAGGGCGACCUGGAGACCGUGCUGCGGCUCCUGGAGGCCAAGGACGUCGACGUGAACGCGCUCGACGCCUUCGACUCGACGCCGCUCUUCUACGCCGCCCUCUGCGGGUCCCUGGAGGUCGCGGAGCUGCUGCUGGCCAACGGCGCGCGCUGCGACGCGGGGACCUUCGUCGGCGAGCGCUGCUACUACGCCGCGCUCAACGACGACAUCCGCCGCGCGCUCAAAGCCUACGGCGACGUCGACUUCUCGAAGCAGCAGCGCCACGCGUACGGCAAGUUUUUGCUGCGCCUGCGGCAGGAGCGGCGCUUCCACGACGUCGCGUUCCACGACGGCGACGAGCGAAUCUGUUCGGCGCCGCGCGUCGUUCUCGGCGCGCGGUCGCCGGCGCUGCGGAAGCGGUUCCUCGCCAAGUGGCGCGGCGCGGCGACGGUCCCCGCGCCGGCGAGCCGGCACCCGGACGCGCUACGGGCCGUCGUGGACUACGCGUGCUGCGGCCGCUUCGUCGCCGACGACGCGCUCGUCGGCGACGCGCUCGCGGUCGCGCGGGCGCUGGGCUUCGGGGAUCUGGCGCGUUUCCUCGCGGGGACGCGCGCCGCCGCGCCGGGCAAGGCCGUCGUCUACGAAGACGAGCUGCCGUCGCUGCGCGCGUCCUUCGCGCCGCUCGCCGAGGCGGCGGCGCGCCCCGGCGCCGGCGACCCGGAGGUCGAGGCGUUCGCGCGGGACCACGGCGACGUGCCGCUGCGGUCGAACGACGGCGCGGUGUUCCGCGUGCCCGGCGCGUUCCUGCGGCUCCACUCGUCGGCGCUCGACGCGGCGUGCUCGGACCGGUGGCGGAGCGGCGGAGCGGCCAUCGCGCUCGACGCGUCGGCGCGCGCGGUCGAGGCGCUCGUGCGCUGGUGCGUCUCCGGCGCGUGCGCCGACGCGCUCGCGGGCGACGCGGCGGUCGCCGCGGAGACGCUCGCGCUCGCGCACGAGCUCAUGAUGCCCGCGGAGCUGUCGCGCGCGGCGGCGGGCGCGCUCGCCGGGUGCCUCGAGGCCGUCGAGGACGACCGCGUCGCCGCGGCGCUCGCCGCGCUGCCCUACGCGGCCCUCGCGGGCGAGCGGGGGCGCCUCUACGACGCGGUCGUCGACGUCCUCUCGAAGCACGUCGCCGAGGCCGUCGCGUCGCCCGGCUUCCGCGACGCCGUCCUCGAGAGCGCGCGCUCGAUCCAGGCGCGCCAGGCGACGGACAGCAUCCCCCUCGUCGACGACAUCCGCGUCGCGCUCCACGACCGCGUCAACCCCUUCGACGAGUACCGCGACGAGCCCGCGGGGACCGCCGAGGCCGCGGAGCUCGCGAAGCUCGACGGGCUGCUCGAGGAGCUGGGGCUGUCCGGGGGUGUGGGCUCGACCUCGGGCAGCCCCGACCGAGAGACCAUGAGCGAUGCCGAGUUUUUCGCGAAGAUGGCCAAGGAGAAGAAGAUGCUCGACGCCCUGGAAACGGGCGGCCGCAGCGACGCCGAGGAGGAGAAGCGGCGCGCGGAGCUCGAGGCGAAGCGCAUCCACGAGAAGCGGAAGACGCAGCACUUCGCGCGGCUCGCGGCGUCCAACGGCGGCGGGUCGCCGCGGGACGCCAUGUUCCGCAGCGGCCGCGGCGGCCGCGGGGGGCGCGGCGGCCGCGCGGCCCGCGGCCGCGCGAGCAGCUCGAACGACGACGCGAACUACGACGAGGGCUUCGUCGCGGAGAAGGACGACCACGCGACGUUCUUCGAGGAGGAGGGCGAGGACCACGCCGACGCCGCCGCCGCGCCGCCGCCGCCGGCCGCGGAGCCGCCGGCGUCGCCCGCGGAGCCCGCCGUGGAGCCACCCGCGGCGCCGCCCGCGGAGCCCGCGGAUGCGCCGCCGCCCGCGCCCGCGGCCGCGCAUGCGAAGGAGGCGGCGACGCGCGACGCGGCGGCGCCGACGCCGACGGCCGGCCGCGGGCGGGGCCGCGGCGGCCGCGGCGGCCGCGGCGGCCGCGGCGUCGGCCGCGGCGCGAGCGGCAAGGUCAGCAGCCGCCAGUCGAACGACUUCAUCGACGACGACGACAUCGGCGGGCCCGACGGCGACGCGCCGGAGCGCGCGCGCGCGGCGACGCACGAGCACACGACGAAGCACGCCGACGGCGGCCACGUGCGGAACUCGCAGCCCGCGGCGAAGAAGUCGUCGACGUUCCUCCGGGGCCUCCGGAAGCAGGUCGCGGCCGCGACGGGCAUGCACCAUACGUUCUCCGCGAAGAAGAGGGCGUCGGCGGUGGUCCUGGGCGUGCUCGUGGCCGACGCGCGGGCGGCGUGGCUCACGCGCUGGGCCGAAGUCGAUGGAGAUUGCGUGGACGGCUGGCGACGUCUCGACGUGGCGUGCGUCGAGGACGAUGUCGUCGUCGACGAGGGCCUCUGCGAAUCCGAGGACCGCCCCGACGCCUUCGCGGCGUGCUCGGCGCGGAUCGUGCACGUGGACGCGGCGGCCGGCGACGACGCGAACGACGGCUCCGCGGCGUCGCCGCUCGCGACGCUCGGCGCGUGCAUCGACAAAUUCGGCGUCGACCACAGCGCGACGAAGUGGCUGCCGGAGGAGACGGCGGAGCAGCUCGUGUGCUCGCUGCGCGGCGGGACCUACGACCGCGAGGCCGGCGCGCGCCUCGACGGCGCCGACCACGUGCUCGUGGCGCCCGCGUCGGCGGACGACGUCGUCGUCUUCGACGGCACGGACGCGGUCGGCGGCGUCGCCUGGGUCGCGCACGCGUCGCACCCCGGCGUCGUCGUCGCGGACGUCGCCGUGGCGCGUCGGGGCGAGCUCCUCGUCGGCGGUUCGGGCCUCCAGUGCGCGAACGAGAGCGCCGUGAGCGACGGCGGGCACGCGCCGAAGCUGGGCUACGGGACGGCGAGCGCGCCGUGCUUUUUGUGGGAGCCGGACGAGGCCUGGGUCGCGGGCGGGGCGGCGUUCGCCAUGGACGACGCGGUCGCGUACUACGAGGCCGGCGACGCCGCGGUCAACGCGAGCGUGCCCUGGUUCUGGGUCGACGAGCGCCGCGGGCGGGUCUACGUCGACGAGGCCCGAGGGCCGCCCGACGCGAAAACGCUCCGGCGGAAGAACGCGACGCGCGGCGACGUCUUCGUCGUGGGCGACGCGUCGCACCGCGUCUUCGUCAGGGACGCCCACUUCUACGGGACCGGCUGUUGCGGCGCCGGGCCGUCGACGAAGUCCCUCGUGUCGCAGGAUUUACGCGUGUCCGGGAGCCGGUUCCUCUACGCGCCGCCGACGGGCGUCCGCCUCCGGACGACGGCCCAGAGCAAGCGCGGCGGCACGCCCUUCGCGGCCUUUUUAAACAACACGGUCGAGUUCUCCGAGGCCGCGCUCUUCUACAAGGGCACGGGCUGCCGCGUCGUCGGCAACUACCUCGCCUUCAACUCCUUCGAGGCGCGGGGUGCGUACACGCUGGACAACAUGGCCCAGCGGUCCGUCGUCGCGUUCAACACGCUCCUCUACAACGGCGACAAGGGCGGCCACUUCUCCUGGGCGCGCGGCCACUUCGUGUUUCGGAACCUCGUCGUCGGCCAGGACUUCCUCGGCCCGCGCUUCGACGCGGCGGUCUUCCACGCGGUCACGACCGCGCAGCGCGGGCUCGUCGUCGAGGAGAACUGGGUUUUGGGCCCGAGCCUCGUGUCCUUCGCGCGCCUCGACACGUCGAAGACGACGACUCCCGCCGGCGCCGGCUCCGACACGACGAUCCGCCGCAACGUGCACCUCGGCCUCGGCCUGACGCUCAAGGGCUACAACCACACGGUCGAGCACAACACGGGGUCGCGGCUGCUCGUCGUCGAGGCCUGGGCGGAGAUCGACGACCACAACUACGCGUCGCUGAUCCGCUACAACGCCCACUCUGCGACCGCGAGCCGCGGGUCCACCGCGGCGCACGGCGCCAUCCCGGGCCUCUCGUACCUCAACGCCUGCGGGGACGAUUUGCGCGUCUGCAACCCUCGCAACGACAGCGCGCCGCCGGAGCUCGCGAGGCAGCUGCGGCCGUUGCGCGACGGCGUCCAGGCCGAGCUCGUCGAGGGCGCGUGGCCCGCCGUCGACACGUCCGGCGUCGGCGAGGGCGGCAACUUCAACGAGGCCGGCGUCGCGGACGGCGCGGAACUCCUCGGGAGCCUGCCGCCCCACGCCGUCGGGACGCCCCUCGCCGAGGGCCUCGACUUCCGCCCGUCGCCGUCGGGCCGCCUCGCGCUCGCCUGCGACGCCUGCGGCGGCGACGCCGCCUACGACGAUCACCUUGGCGCCUACGCCGUCGACGACGACCUCUGGGUCCCCGGGUGCUACGCGCCAAUGGCACACCUCGCCGCGCUCUGCGUUGCGCUCGCGAUGCCGCGGAUCGGCGCCUUCAGCGCCAAACCCGCGCUGCCGCCGGCGUUCUCCGCCGGCAGCGACGACCGCUACGCCGAGUGGCGCGUCGACGUCGGCGCCCUCGACGCGUCGCGCGGCGACCCCGCCGUGGUCGUCGGCGAGUCGCCCGGCGCGGGCCACGGCGUCUUCGCCGCGCGGCGCGUCGCCGCGGGCGAGACGCUGACGGAGUGGGUCGGGUGCAUCGCGCCGACGCCGGAGACGCGGUUCGGCGAGCUCGAGCUGCAGCAGGAGUUCUACGGCGAGGGCUGGCGCGACUUCAGCCAGCGCUACGAGAUCGGCCUGUCCGGGAGCGUGAUCGUGGACGCGGGGGGCUCGAGCGUCGGCGGCGUCGAGGACCACGUCGUCCACGCGGACGAGUACUGCUCCGUCGACGAGGGCAUGGCCGCGUGCGUCGCGCGCGCGGGCGAGAUGGACUACCUGCUCCUGGGCAAGACGCGGGAGAUGGGCGCCUGCGCGCGCGAGGGCGUCGCCCAGCUCAUCAACGACCACAGCGCCAUCCUCGCGGGCGCCGGGGGCCUCGUCGGCGACGUCGACGGGCUGCUCGUCACGGAGGGCGCCGUGCCCGUCGCCGCGGCGCGGCUCGCGCUCGGCGCGGCCGUCGACGCCUACAUCGCCAACAUCGGCCCGGGGAACAACGUCGCCCUCGUGCAGGCGCGCACGGGUUUGGGCACGGGCAUCGCCGCGCCGCGCGUCUUCGCGGUGGCGACGCGGCCCAUCGCGGCCGGCGACGAGCUCCGCUACACCUACGGCGUCGAGUGGUGGCUGUCGCAGCUGCGCCGCGCGGCGCUGGCCCAGCUCGUGUCCUGCCGGCCGUCGGCCGCGCGCGCCGCGGCGCUCGCGGACGUGAUCCGCUGCAUCGAACAGACGUCCGCGGAGAAGCUCGACGCCCAGGCGCGCGCCGUCGGCCGCGCGGGGUCCAUGCCGCGGGGCUUCGUCACGCCCAUCGAGCCCCUGCCCCCGCUCGACGACCUCAUCGCGGGCGAGGACAACUGGAAGAAGGCGCUCCUCAUCGAGGAGUUCGCGACGGCGACGGAGUGCCCCGUCGAGGAGCUCUACGCGGAGACCGGCCUGGCCACGGCGCGGGGCCUGCUGAAGUACGGCAUCGAGUGCGUCGUCUUCGACACCGGGAAGCGCGGCGUCGGCGGCCGCUGCAGCAGCCGCCUCGGCGGCGACGGCACGAACUUCCCCGGCGCCGUGGACCACGCGGCGCAGUUCGUCGAGGUGAGCGGCAACUGCGAGGCCUUUGGCGCGUUCGUCGACGACUGCGUGGAGGACGGCGUGCUAGCACCCUGGAGCGGCUACGAGGGCGGCGACGGCCGCCGGCUCUUCGUCGGGUCCGCCGCCGAGGGCAUCGGCGCGCUGCCCGCCGCGCUCGCCGAGGGCGUCGACGUGCGCCAGGACGUCUGGGUGUCGCCGAACGGCGGCGUCCGCUUCGACCGCGAGUCGAAGCGAUGGGUCGCGAACAAGGAACAGUUCGACGCCGUCGUUAUCGCGCACAACGGCAAGUGCGCCGAGCGCAUCACGUCGAAGAUCCCGUCCGUGCCCGUGCGGAACUUGUGCAAGGCGGCCUUCGGCACGAAGCCGGCGAAGGGCCGUAUGACGCUGAACAGCGUCUACUCGCUGGUCUUCGAGACGCGCAAGGGCGCGCUCGACGGCGCGCCCGUCGCCCAGAAAUUCGGCGACGACGCCGUCCUCGCCUUCCUCGGCAACAACGGCCGGAAGCUCGGCUGGGCGACGGAGGACGACGCGACGGAGGUCUUCACGGCGCUGAGCACGGGCGAAUACGGCAAGAAGAACAAGCACCCGCAGGAGCAGCUGAAGGGCACGGACGUCGAAACGCGCGUCACGCGCGAGCUCCUCGACGCCGUCGCCGACGCCUGCGGCGCGGAGCCCCUCGAGCCGCUGCGCGCGAAGCUCCAGCUCUGGGGCGCGGCCGUGCCCCUGAACCGGUGGGCGUCGGACGCGCCCUUCGCGUGGGACGGCGCGCACAAGAUCGGCGUCGUCGGCGACUGGCUCUACGCCGACCUGCCGUCGUGCGUCGAGGCGGCCUUCGCGUCCGGCGACGGGCUGGCCGCGCACCUGCGCGACGCGCCGGGCGACGACCGGGGGCUACAGGGCUCGUUCGCGGCCGCGACGUCCGACUUCUCAACGCCCCGGCGCGGCGCCGCGGCGGCCGCCGCCGCGCCCUCGAAACCGUCGACGAAGACGCCGGAGCAGAAGCGCGUCGUCAAGCUCAAGAAGGCCCUCAAGCGCAUCGGCCAGCUGCGCCUCGAGGACUACGCGACGCUGAAGACGGAGCAGCGCGUCAAGAUCCACGGCGAGGCCGACGUGCUCGACGAGCUGCGGACGCUGGGCGUCGACGCCGACGCGCUCCGGCUGAAGCUCCAGCCGGGCCUGCCGACCCCCAUGCCCCGGUCGCGCGCGUGGUCCAAGGAGCGCGACGACGCGCGCGAGAAGCAAAAGGCCGAGGACGCGCGCAACUACCGGCCGCCGGCGAAGCGCCGCGCGCGCGCCGAGAGCGCCCUGCGCAUGCCUGCGGCGGUGAAGAACCAAAACACGGCGACCCGGAGCCGCCGCUCGAGCGCCGGCGCCGCCGAGGCGGCGCCGGAGGCGCCGAAGCGGUCGCGGGGCCGGCCGAAGAAGGGCGGCGCCGCGGCCGCGGCCGCGCCGCCGGGGCCCGAGCAGCUGCCGGGCACGGUGGCGACGUACGGCGUCGUGCGCCGCGCGACGGGCGCGACGGGCGGCGGCGCCAACGGUGGGGCCAUCUACGGCGAGAUCGGCGCGGCGUCCUUCCAGAAGGUCGUGGACCUGCUCAAGGAGCGCUGCGGCCUCGACGAGGACAGCUACUUCCUCGACGUCGGCUCCGGCCUCGGCAAGCCGAACCUGCACGUGGCCCAGGACCCGGGCGUCGCCGUGUCCGUGGGCGUCGAGUUCGACGAGACGCGCUGGCAGCUCGGCAUGCACAACCUCAACUCCGUGCACCGCGCCGCGGACCGCGGCGGCGCGCACCACGGCGUCGUCGCUCCUCCGCGAGUCGCGUUCGCGCGGCGCGACGUCGACGACUGCGCGACGCUGGACCCCUUCAGCCACGUCUACGCCUUCGACGUCGGCUUCCCGCCCGAGCUCCUGUUGAGCCUCGGGCGCAAGUUCAACGCGUCGCGGUGCGGCCACUACGUGUCCUACCAGAACCCGCGGCGCUUCCUCGGCGACUACGGCUUCCACUGCGAGCUCGAGGACCAGCUCAGCGUGUCCAUGCACGGCUCCUCCGAGUCCCACACGUGCUACGUCUACCGGCGCGCCGCCGCGCCGCCGGACGCGGAGCUCCCGCGGUCCGCGCGGAAGUGCCGCCGGUCCGCCGGGUCGUCGUCGCCCCGGGGCUCCUCCACCCCGUCCGUCGACCCCGUCUUCGCCGCCGCCGUCAAGGAGGCGCAAUCCAGCGACAAGGCGCGGCGCGACGCCUGCGCGGAGGCGCUCGAGGCCGCGCUCGCGGCGCGGCCGAACCGCGACCGGUCGCCGCGCGAGGAGUGGCGGCCCGGCGCGGAGAACGAGUACAAGGGCUGCGGCUACGACAUGUCGACCGUGCUCAAGUGCGGCCGCACGGACGCCCAGUUCGCCGCGUCCACGGAGGUCGAGCGCGUCUGCGGCCGCGACGCGUGGAUCGCCCUCGUGCCCGAGAUGGUCGCCGUCUGCUUCGAGGCCGCGAAACGCGCGUUGAAGAAGUCCGAGGUGCUUUUAGAACCGCCCCUCUCGGCGGACUACAUCACGGAGCGCAUCGUGCUGGCGCCCGCGGACCCCGUGGGCUUCGUCGCGCGCGAGCGGCACACGUCGAAGCGCAUCCAGGGCUUCGCUUUACUCUGCGAGUUCUGCACCUUCUCCAAGUCGCUGCGGUGGGACUCGUCCCACCCGGCGGCCCUCGCGGGCACCUUCGAGCACGCGGACCUCGCGACGCGGCUCCAGGAGCGCUGCGCGCGGCGCCGCGCCGCGUGGCCGCCGCGGAACUCGUCGGCGGCCGACGUCGUCGCGGCCGCGGAGAAGGUCGCGCUCGCGUCCGCGGCGUCGCGGGACCUCCACGACGUCGACGACGACGGGUCCCUGGCGAUGGCUUUGGAGGCCACGGGCUGCGAGCUCCGCGCGCCCGCGGACAAGGAGUACGGCGACCAGAUCGGCGUCUGGCCCGGCCUGUGCGAGGUCGCGGUCCUCGGCGCGUUGGGCUGCGGCCGGCGGCUCCUGGAUCUGGCCCUCAAGGACGUGGCGGCCCUGGGCCUCGGCGGCGACGCGCCGGCGUCCGGGGACCCGCGGCCCGUGACGCACGCCGUCCUCCACGCAACCAAAGAAGCCGUCGGCUUCUACGAGCGGUGCGGCUUCAGGCGCGUCGGCGCGAUCAGCCGCUUCCGGGACCGGCCCGACGUGCCCCAGCUCGCCUACCGCCACUGGACGCGGCGCGUCGACGAGGUGUCCUACAUGAUGGCCGCGCCCCUCGACGUCGACGACGACGGCGCCGGCGCGGCCGCGCCGCCGGCGCCCAAGCCCGCGUCGCCGCGGUCCGACGUCGCGCGGCGCCGCGCGGCGCGCGCGCACAAGCGCCUCUCGAAGCGGCGCGCCAUCGAGCUCGUCCACACGGCUCUGUACAGCGACGUGCAGGCGCCGGGCGGCGCGACGGCGUUCCGCGAGUGCCUCUUGCUCGCGCUCGGCUACGCGUCGGCCGCGGGCGCGGGGCACCGGCCCCUGGCCCUCGCCGUCGGCGCGGCGCUCAACGUCUUCCGCGCCGACAUCCCGGACAAGACCAUCGCCAUCCUCCGCGCCAAGGCGCUGCCCGAGGCCGACGACGACGACGACAGCGACCUCGACGGCGACGGCGACGACGUCUACGACGUCCUGAGCAAGCCGGGGGGCUGCUACGGCCCGGGCCUCCCCGUCGAGGUCGCCCUCGGCCGCGCGAAGAAGCGCAAGCCCGUCACGCUGCGCCUCCGGUCCGACGAGGCGCUCGCCCGCGCGGCGUGCGACGCGGACACCAAGCUCCUCCGCGUCACCCUCGCCGGCGCCGUGCCCAAGAAGCUCAAGCUCCUCGACCGGCCCAUGCUCGCCUACCUCGACGUGCCCUCGCCGAAGCGCAAGAAGCUCCUCAAGCGCGCCGCCGGCGGCUCCUAGGCGGGGGGAAGCGACGCCACCAAGUAAGGGCGACUCACGC